AUGGACCCGGAGCUUGAGGAGCGGUUGCGUCGGAUGAGCGAGAAGAUGAGUUUUGACCCAUAUAGCGACACAUCUUUUCGCAAUCCGCUCCACGCUGACGACGGCAGCAACGAUUCGCCACCACUAGACUCACCGAAUCCCCCUGACGGCCCCGACGACGACAACGAUCACCGCUGCUUCGACCCUGAAAAUGCUGAUGCAAAUGGAUUUCGACACGAGGAAGAUAAUGCACCACUACCUCCAGGAGCUGCAUGGUCUAGUUUUCCGUCCGGGAGGGCCCAUAAUUGGUCGGCGACGAAUAGCGGCGUGGCUGGGGCGACGAGGACCGAUGGCGCUGUGGUGACGGCGAGCGAGCAGGACGACUGCCAUCAAUGGAUACGUCAGAGGAGUAGGAGACGAGGUGUCGUCACCGGGAGCCAUGGCGGAAAGCAGGACGGUGCGGCUGCUGCGGAGCUCUGUGGCGAGGACGGGGAACGGCACCCUCCACCAAAAUGUUACGCGAACGAAGGAUUAAGGACUGGAAACUAUUCACAAGGUGCAUCUGAACAGCCAAUGGAUACCAUGCCCAUCGGAAUGGCGGUAACGACCAGUGCUUCUAAUGAAACAGCACAAUGGAAUACAGUCAACCACGUGAGGCACCUCUGACAGCAUAUGCAGUCGGUUGCGAUGGACUUAAUGAUUUCAUCAGCAUUUUCAUUGGGUGCAAACCUGUGAAUCUCUUUAUGAUGCAUGUGUGGAAAAGAAAGCCAAAACUCGUGUACAUACUCGCUUGAAAUAUUCAGGCAUGUCCCAAUGCCUGCAUGUGUGCCCACAUGCAGGCAUUUGUUAAUGUGAUCCCCACUAUCUCUUCCGGUAACAUUCUGGUGAAUCCACUACAGCCACCCUUUGGAAAAAUAGCAGAUGGCAAUUAUUUCAAGGUAAUUAGUUCUGCCAUACAGGAUAAAUUAGCAGUACUCUUGUGCAAUAAUCUGCCACGUUGCAAUGGUGGAGAGCAUAAAUCCCGCUAGGUGUAACACCAGUUUCAAUAUUAGCAAACGACCUUCUUGCAGCUUGACUUCAUGUGUGAUAUCUUUCGUGCAACGUCAGUGUUUAGAAUAAAAGCAU
This is a messenger RNA of Dermacentor andersoni, 1104 nucleotides long. The record is from RefSeq and is a predicted model, not a curated record. Lineage: Eukaryota; Metazoa; Arthropoda; Arachnida; Ixodida; Ixodidae.